CGAGGCGGAGUGGACAGCUCCCAGGUGCUGAAACUGGUCGGAGACAGAGAAGGAAGAAAGGGGGGGAAAAAUCAACGACUGCACUAGAUUAAAAUAAAUAAAUAAAUCAAAGCGAAUCGAGCCUCACAGGGACGCGCGCAGACGGAACCGAGGCCUUCAACGCAGAUGGCUGCCACUCAGGAUGCAAAAGGGAAAGGGGAGGGUGGAGAUCAGAAUUUCGACUACAUGUUCAAGCUGCUGAUCAUCGGCAACAGCAGCGUGGGCAAAACGUCCUUCCUGUUCCGCUACGCCGAUGACGCCUUCACCUCCGCCUUCGUCAGCACAGUGGGCAUAGAUUUCAAAGUGAAGACCGUGUACAAGAACGACAAGAGGAUCAAACUGCAGAUCUGGGACACUGCGGGCCAGGAGCGCUACAGGACCAUCACUACUGCUUACUACCGCGGCGCCAUGGGCUUCAUCCUCAUGUAUGACAUCACCAAUGAGGAGUCGUUUGGUGCCGUGCAGGACUGGUCAACCCAGAUAAAAACCUACUCAUGGGAUAAUGCACAGGUGGUGCUGGCUGGGAAUAAAUGUGACAUGGAAGAAGAGAGGGUUGUCUCAGUGGACAGUGGCCGACUGCUGGCAGAGCAGCUUGGUUUUGAAUUCUUUGAGACGAGUGCCAAGGACAACAUCAACGUGAAGCAGACCUUUGAGCGUCUUGUCGACCUGAUUUGCGACAAGAUGUCUGAGAGUUUGGACACUGACCCGGCCGUCACCACAGGAGCCCCCACUGCCAAGCUCACAGACAGCGCGCCGCCUCUCCAACAGCAGGGAUGCAACUGUUAGUGCGCCCGUCGCCAAGGGUCCUGUUAGGUGGUCGGUUGGAUUACCACACCUGAUCGCGCCGCCUUCCCUGGACUGCAGUUCAAACCCUGUUCAGCAUAUUAGAAUAGCAUAUUAAAUCACAGCGUAAACAUCUUAGACAAAAAGGCGAAUAACCAGGAAAACACUCAUGGCUGUUGUCAAAUAUGUGAAAUCACAGGAUAUCUAGAGUAUAGCAAAACUAUAUUUUCAUUCUUACGCUGGUUAGACUGAUAAAUAUUAACUAAUUAUGUUUGAUAGGGCUUGAAGUACAUUGUUCACGUGUACAGGCAAUCCUUGCGACCUUUAAUAUCUUUAAGACCUAAAUAUUUAUAAAUUGAGGGAUAUAGUCUGCGAGUGCUUUAAAAGUCUUUAAUUUGUUCAUUUUCCUUCAAAUGUUUUAUUAUUUUUGACUCCCAAAGCUGCCAAACUGGGGAUUUUGAGCACUUGAUGAUGUAGCAGCUUCCUUUUCGUGUAAUCACUGUAACAUUAAGCGUGUGGCUGACUGUGCAGUAGCGUGGGUUUGCAUGAGUGCGAGUGCCAUGUCACACCAACCAUCCGAAAAAUCAUCUACCUAUAGAAAAAAACAGUGGCCUUUUAGCAUUUUCAACAUGGCCUCCGUGAGUUCCUGUGUCCUGCUUACUGUCAGAAUGAAUCAGUCAUCGUGAUGUGAGAACUUUGCGUCCCUUUGCUGUCUUUGAUUUAAUAACUGUAUCUUUAAAAGAAAAAAAAUGUUGUUUGGAGCCUCUGAGGUGACCCUUUAUUGUUUAAUGCAAAGAGCAUGCUGCCAAAAAAAAGUCACUGAUGUGCUGUUUUAUUUAAAGAUGGGCCUUAUCUGAACCUCUCCAUCCACAAUCCUUCAUUAAGCCUAAUGUUGUCAAAGCACAGUAAAGUGUAUGUUUGAAACCGAAAACCAGUUCCGGCAUGGAAGAAACAGCCAUAAUUUCUGAGUCGGCAUGCUUUUGUGCUGUAAAACAAAAUCCCUUCUUUAAGAACCAAUCCUAAGAAAAGUUGCUUUUAAAGAACUUUAUAAACAUACAGUAGUUAAAGCGUUAAACCGGCCGAACUGCUGGCAUAUUGUACUGUGCUGUCUUAAUAAUAUGUCUGUGUGUAAAAGUUGCACCUAAUAAUAAUUUAAAAAAGGGAAACUUUAAGUCAAUCUCAUAGGAAGAGAAAAAAAAAACGUGCCAAAUGACAUUACAUUGCAGUUCCUUUAGCAUCGUCAGCUAUUUGUUGCAUAGUUAAAUAAAAUACUCGAAAAAAAUGCAUGAAGUCAGUCCUCACAGAUCAAUGUAGGUUUAUAUUCUAAGACACUGUAUAUAUCACUCUAUGUUUCAGAUUUAGGAGCAUUGACGUAGCACUUGCUAUGAGAUGCAAUGGGCCAAUAAGUGCAAUAUUUUAUGAAAUAAUCCCUGUAAAUACCCUUCCUGUCCUUGGAGCAAACAGCUCUUAACCUGGAGUGCGUGCGAGUUGGCCAGCAGAACUGGAGAAAAGUUAUUAACGUCUUAAAAAAGAAUUAGUGCUUUUUUUCUGCAUCUGCAGCCGACGUGACGGAUGGUGUGUGCGAGUGAGUGCAUGUACCUGCCAUUACUGAGGAAACAGUUAAUUAGUGUAUCGUUUGUGUAUCAUUUUUGUACAAAUGUAUUCACGUACUGUAUGCUGUUCCUGCUAGCUGUUGGGUGUUGACUGAACUUGUAUUAUCAUGUCAAAAUGCAGUGUUAUUGUGGAAGAUAGUCAGGGAAAUGACUUCAUUCAUGCCAUAUACUGUACUGUUGUAACUCUAUAAGAAAAGGGAUCCAAGUAACGUAGCUAUAAGAACCUGUUCAUACAUUUACACACAUAGUCUUAAGCGUGUGCAGUUGUUCAUGUGUGUCACAGUAUAACUUAUUGCCAUGAAAUAAAUUACUGUAGCUCCCAAUUCAAGAUUCAUUUUCAAAGAGGAAUAACCACAGUCGAUCUGAUAAAAUCUUAUCGUAUAGGACUUUUAGAUGCGGCUGGAUAUAUUUGUUUCUUGGAGUGCAAGCAACGUUUUUGAGAUUAUAGAAAAUAAAAUCUAAAUCUAUGA
Messenger RNA from Oryzias melastigma (Indian medaka), 2905 nucleotides. It is a transcript of the gene rab3c, whose product is annotated as RAB3C, member RAS oncogene family. Gene Ontology annotation, cellular component: synaptic vesicle; endosome; plasma membrane. NCBI's taxonomy places the organism in Eukaryota, Metazoa, Chordata, Actinopteri, Beloniformes, Adrianichthyidae. Bases 166 to 825 code for a protein of 219 amino acids. Gene Ontology annotation, molecular function: GTP binding; GTPase activity. The record is from RefSeq and is a predicted model, not a curated record. The transcript is spliced from 5 exons. Gene Ontology annotation, biological process: protein secretion; protein localization to plasma membrane; regulation of exocytosis.